AUGGCUUCGAAACGGAUCUUGAAAGAGCUCAAGGAUCUUCAGAAGGAUCCUCCAACCUCCUGCAGUGCUGGCCCGGUUGCGGAAGACAUGUUUCAUUGGCAAGCUACGAUAAUGGGUCCAUCUGAGAGUCCUUACUCUGGCGGAGUCUUUCUCGUAACCAUUCACUUCCCUCCGGAUUAUCCUUUCAAACCACCAAAGGUUGCAUUUAGGACAAAAGUGUUUCACCCUAAUGUCAACAGCAACGGAAGCAUUUGCCUCGACAUUUUGAAAGAACAAUGGAGUCCUGCACUGACCAUAUCUAAGGUUUUGCUUUCGAUAUGUUCAUUGUUAACGGACCCAAACCCAGAUGAUCCGUUGGUUCCAGAGAUUGCUCACAUGUACAAAACCGAUCGGAACAAGUAUGAGUCUACCGCAAGAAGCUGGACUCAGAAAUAUGCAAUGGGUUAA
Arabis nemorensis is the source of this 447-nucleotide messenger RNA. The record is from the annotation of a GenBank genome assembly. NCBI's taxonomy places the organism in Eukaryota, Viridiplantae, Streptophyta, Magnoliopsida, Brassicales, Brassicaceae.